Molecule: messenger RNA, 2853 nt
Organism: Pochonia chlamydosporia 170
Lineage: Eukaryota; Fungi; Ascomycota; Sordariomycetes; Hypocreales; Clavicipitaceae
Product: C6 transcription factor
Exons: 2
Coding region: 1-2853 (950 amino acids)
Biological process (GO): DNA-templated transcription; regulation of DNA-templated transcription
Cellular component (GO): nucleus
Molecular function (GO): DNA-binding transcription factor activity, RNA polymerase II-specific; zinc ion binding; DNA binding
Source: RefSeq, a predicted model, not a curated record
AUGGGUAGUCUAUCGAAUUUAGAGCCUCGUCAGCGUUUGGAUCUCCCGGAUACUCCGCCCGAGCUGGCGAGUCCGGGUGCUUCGUCACUAUCGUCCCGGUCAUCACCGUCAACAGAGCAAGCUUGGGUGCAACGAAAUACAGCAUCGUUUCCCAUGUCAACAUAUGACAAACCCACUGGCGCCGACGCCUCGACGGCAGCUGGUGAUAAGGAUGCCAGCAAAGACCGGUCAGAGCCAACCAACCAAGGCUCUUCACGGCAACAACUUCCCUCUUUGCAUAGUCUCUUCGGACCCCCCUCGGCUAUCCGGCCGCUCCAUUCUCCUUCUGAAAGAGAUACCUCGUACCUUGCGCAGUCACCUCUUGACCGGCCUAGGAUUUCUCCAGGUGUUGGACAAAGCGGUAAUUCAUAUUUUCCCCCAUCAGGUUCGCCUCCAGUCACACAGCCGCGCAGCACGUACGAUUCACGGCUAGACGCCCACUCUUUGGCUCGUUCUUAUUCUGGACCGCGGUCGCCAAAGUACUUCGAACAGCAACGCAGCAGAUCCGACUCUCGAGCAGAGUCUGAGAGCAGCAAGUGGUCGAUUCAUCAAGAUGUCAAUAGACAUGAGUACUCCCUAGGAUCUCGAGAUGCUCCGUUCCACUCGCCAGAUGGACGUACACGAACACAACUCCCUGGGUCAAAAGAUUCGUCAAGAGAAUAUUCUUCUCAAAGAACAGCCCAGCCCAGCUCCAGCGCACCGGCAACACCAGAAGGCUCUGCACUCUCAGAGGGAGUACCGACAAAGGAUGGUCUUGGUCCCAAGAUUUGGACGGGAACACAUUUCCUGCCACGAUUUGUUCGUGCCGCUGAUGUCCCAGGAGAAGGCACAUGCUAUUUCUAUGACGACGGGAGCCAUUGUAAGACUGUGAUCGAUGGGGAGGCGGUGAAUGCGCAUUGGGGAGUGACCAAGGCCGGUAAACCUCGUAAGAGGUUGGCCAUUGCCUGCAUCACCUGCCGCGAAAAGAAAAUCAAAUGCGACCCCGACUAUCCGAGAUGUGUCCAGUGCGAGAAGUUUGGGCGCGUGUGCAAAUUUAAAAAUGCCCCAAGAGGUGGACACAACACAUCACCUUCCACUCCCCCUGCUGAACUCGACGACAAGCGAAAAGCGGCAGGUCAGUCCAGGCAGCCCGACAUGAGGCUUUCAAAUAGUGGACCAGCAUCUCCAUCCUCACCUCGUGUUGUAUUGCAUCAACCAUCUCCCGAAGCGGGCUACAGCAACAAGAGGCUCAAGAUUGGCUCCGAUGCAUUUGUAACGAAUGGAGAGGCCGUUGCCACAGUGUCCCAGGCAAUGGAUCACUCCAAAUCUCCCCUAUCUGCCCAUGGAACGACAUCGGAGGUGCCUAGAAUUCCGGACGAUGUCUUGCAUCGGGCAUGGCGGACUGACCCGUACGUGUCUGAUCCCCAGUCAAUCAGCACAGUUUUGUCGCAGUUUUUCGGCCACAUCGACAACGCCAUCGUGAUAAGGUUCCUUCCCGAGGAUAUUUUCAAGUCAUGGGUCUCGUCCUCUGUUCAUCGAAAAUCGCCAGAUGACAUGAUGUUGCUGUACAGUGUCUUGGCUAUCGGAGUUGCUCUGUCUGGUGGCCCUAGACACAUUGCGUUUGAAUAUGCCCAGGUUGCUUAUUAUGCCCAGAAGUCUUCGACAACAGCCUCGCUUCAGCUGGUUCAAAGCAGAAUACUCCUGGCGUUGUACAAUGUGGCGGUCUCUCGAUUCUGGGAGGCCAAUGAGUUAAUUUCUUCUGCUACUGCCACAGGCUCUUGCUUGCAGCUGAAUGAGGAAAUUGACAGAUCAAAGGAUGCCAAUCUACACAUGUAUCCUUUCGGUAUGACAAGAAUAUGCUAUGCAGAGGCAAGACGACGAACGAUGUGGUCGCUGUUCAUGCUGGAGAGACUCAGCCCCCUAUUCCCAGAAAGAGCUGCCAUGAUUCACGCCGAGGACAUUUACAUUCGACUGCCGUCUGAUUCAGAGAGCUUCGAAAAACAACUGGACGCACGAAUGCCCAUGUUCAAUCCGUACGAGAGCAGUUUGAACAACUUCAACGAGAAGCCGUCGGAUAUCACAAGCCAUCUUGUUGAGAUGGUCCACAUCUGGUCGUCUUGUCAGUCUACGAUUCACAGAUUGGCUAACAGGCCCAACGCAUCGGACGCGGAAGGCUUGCGAAUUCGUACGCUUACCAAGCGAGUCCACGAUUGGCACUCUGCGCUGCCCUCAAGACUGGCCUUUGGUGGCUCGAAUUUGGAGUCAGCGGCGUUCUCUGGCAAGGUCGGAUCGUUCCUCACGAUGCACCUUCUCUGCCACCACGCUCUUAUUCAACUCAACCGAUAUCAUCUAUCAGUUGGCAAGUUGUCGGUUGAAUAUCGUACGAGCCACUUCCAGGAAUGUCGCGAGAACGCGAGGAGCAUUGUCGACAUUAUUGGGUGCCUGGACCGCAUCUUGCGUAUUCGACCAACAAUCUUGAAUACCCCUCCACCGGCGAUGGCCAUUGCCGUGACCACUGCCAUGGACGUCCUGACUUGUAGCGGGUCUCUAGGCACCAUCAACGAUGUGAUUGACAGCAUGAGGAUUGCGAAGACCGCCGUCGAUAGCAGCGCGAACAUCUGGGAGCACGCACGUGCUUCACAGGUGGCUUUGGAUCAACGACUCCAAAAGCUGUACCGAAUUCGCGACCAAGGCCCCAGGGCAGGCUCAGCUGAUGACUUCAGAGUCAGUAAUUUCUCCAGCGAUGGCGCGGAGCAACCUCACUGGCAAAUCUUCAAGCCGCUAGAGCAGACAUACUCCAUCGACAUGGAUGUGGUUUAUUGCUCACCGAAUUAG